Ailuropoda melanoleuca (giant panda) is the source of this 851-nucleotide messenger RNA. It is a transcript of the gene LRRC3C, whose product is annotated as leucine rich repeat containing 3C. Gene Ontology annotation, cellular component: plasma membrane. The coding region runs from base 1 to 822 and encodes 273 amino acids. The record is from RefSeq and is a predicted model, not a curated record. NCBI's taxonomy places the organism in Eukaryota, Metazoa, Chordata, Mammalia, Carnivora, Ursidae. The transcript is spliced from 2 exons. Gene Ontology annotation, molecular function: protein binding.
AUGACAUCAGCCUCCUUCGUCUCCUACUCCACUCCAGGACUAUGCCAACCUUUCACCAUGCUCCCACCAGCUGGUCACCUGCUGUUUCUCCUGCUGGUGAUGGGCACAGGUGGCACGGUACCCAGGCCCUGGGGACCUCCUCGGGGCUGCUACGCGGCCGAAGAAGCUGGUGAACGGACAUUCCGUUGCAGCCAGGCGGGCCUGAGCGCUGUGCCCACCGGCAUCCCCAAUGACACACGCAAGCUCUACCUGGAUGCCAACCGGCUGGCAUCCGUGCCAGCUGGAGCCUUCCAGCACCUGCCUGUCCUGGAGGAACUGGAUCUGUCCCAUAACAUCCUUGCCCACCUCUCAGGGGCCGCGUUCAGGGGCCUGGCGGGCACGCUGCGCCACCUCGACCUCUCUGCCAACCGGCUGGUCUCGGUGCCCGCAGAGGCCUUCAUGGGCCUGCAGAUCCAAGUGAAUCUGUCUGCCAACCCGUGGCGCUGUGACUGUGCCCUCCAGGAGGUGCUGAGGCUGGUGAGGCUGGCACCAGGCACUGGCACGGGCAUCGUGUGUGGCCCCGGCGCCCGCGCAGACCUCGUGGGGCAGGAGUUCCUGCCGCUGGCAGGGGAGGAAGAAUUGUGUGGGACGGGGUGGGGCGGCGCCCAGCGGAGCACUGAUGUGGCCCUGCUGGUCACCAUGGGGGGCUGGCUGGCGCUCGUCGUGGCUUAUCUGGCCCACUACGUGUGGCAGAACCGGGAGGAGACCCGGCGUCCCCUCAAGCGAGCCCCGGUGCUGCCCGUGCGCUCCGAGGACUCGUCCACGCUCAGCACGGUGGUCUGACGACCCUGCGGCCCUCUGGCCUACACGUC